This is a messenger RNA of Vigna angularis (adzuki bean), 933 nucleotides long. RefSeq names its product glutathione S-transferase 3. Gene Ontology annotation, biological process: glutathione metabolic process. Gene Ontology annotation, cellular component: cytoplasm. NCBI's taxonomy places the organism in Eukaryota, Viridiplantae, Streptophyta, Magnoliopsida, Fabales, Fabaceae. The record is from RefSeq and is a predicted model, not a curated record. The coding region runs from base 63 to 722 and encodes 219 amino acids. The transcript has 2 exons. Gene Ontology annotation, molecular function: glutathione transferase activity.
UCCUGUUAGUGCAAGGUAUCUCUAGCAACAAAGGCAGUUCAGAACCUGAGUUGGAUACAGUAAUGGCAGACGAGGUUGUUCUGUUGGAUACAUGGGCCAGCAUGUUUGGGAUGAGGGUUAGGAUUGCAUUGGCAGAAAAGGGUAUUAAGUACGAAUGGAAGGAAGAGGAUCUGAGAAACAAGAGCGCUUUACUUCUGCAGAUGAACCCUGUUCACAAGAAGAUUCCAGUUCUUAUCCAUAAUGGGAAACCCAUCUGCGAAUCUGCAAUAAUAGUGCAGUACAUCGAUGAGGUCUGGAACCACAACCCUAAAAUCAUGCCCUCUGACCCAUACGAAAGAGCUCAAGCUAGAUUCUGGAUGGAUUACAUUGAUAAAAAGGUGUAUGAUACAUGGAGGAAACUGUGGCUUUCUACUGGAGAGGAGCGUGAGACAUUGAAGAAGGAGUUUAUCUCUAUCUUUAAGCAACUGGAAGAGACACUUGGUAACAAACCUUUUUUUGGGGGUGACAUGUUUGGCUUUGUUGAUGUUGGUCUGAUCCCUUAUUAUAGUUGGUUUUAUUCGUAUGAGACGUAUGGUAACUUCAAAAUGGAAGAAGAAUGUCCUAAACUCAUAGCUUGGGCCAAGAGAUGCAUGGAGAGAGAGACAGUGUCCAAAACACUUCCUGAUGAAAAGAAGGUUUAUGCUUUUAUCGACGGAAUAAAGAAAGUCCUUGAUUCAAAAUAGAGGAGUUUCAUGAACUAAUCAAAUCAAAAUUUGCACUUUAAAUAUGGUACUAAAAGGUCUUGUAUAAUUUUAGCUUGGGUUUUUUCUGUCUUGGGUGAUUUAUGGUUUGAUGGACACUUUGGUGUGUCUGCUCUGUUUUAGAUUAUGGGAAGAUAUGAAUGUUGUUAAGUGUGCAAUUACAAUCAAUAAAACCUCUUUCUAUUAGUUGUUC